Messenger RNA from Cololabis saira (Pacific saury), 2831 nucleotides. RefSeq names its product cytochrome P450 2K1-like. NCBI's taxonomy places the organism in Eukaryota, Metazoa, Chordata, Actinopteri, Beloniformes, Belonidae. The record is from RefSeq and is a predicted model, not a curated record. Gene Ontology annotation, cellular component: intracellular membrane-bounded organelle; cytoplasm. The transcript is spliced from 14 exons. Gene Ontology annotation, biological process: xenobiotic metabolic process. Gene Ontology annotation, molecular function: heme binding; iron ion binding; oxidoreductase activity, acting on paired donors, with incorporation or reduction of molecular oxygen, reduced flavin or flavoprotein as one donor, and incorporation of one atom of oxygen.
GGCGCAGCCACUCCACCCGAGAGACCAGAAGCCGACAAGGGAGAAACCUGAACCCAGGCCACCAGCCGCCCCACGGAGGGCCAGAAGAGGGCGGGAGGAACAUUUUUGUUGAUGAGAGGAUCCUGUUGAUAGAGACGGAGGCAGCAGGGGUUUCAAACAAAAGUCCAUUUUGUCUAGUGCUUAGAGAUUUUUUUGUAAUUUAUGCACCAAUGGGAUGAGAGUAACACAAUUUAAAUUCUCUAAGAUCUCUGCAGACCAGGGUGAACUUGUCAACAAACCAGAAGCUCUGGCUGUAAUGAUCAGGCAAAGUUCCAUUGAUUUCACACACUAGUCGUGAGUAGAAACCUCGUUUGGAAGAUUUGCUUUCUCAAGUGGAGUCAGGAAACAAAAGGAUCAUGUUUGAAGCUCUUCUACAGUCCUCAUGUUCAGUCUCACUUCUUGGGGUCUUUGUUAGUCUGCUGGUGUUCUACCUUGUUUACUCCAGCUUCAGUUCCCCUGAAAGAAAUGCCCCCCCAGGACCCAGACCUCUCCCUCUGCUGGGGAACCUGCUCCAGCUGGACCUGAAGAGGCUCGACCAAAGUCUUUUUCAUCUGUUCAAAAAAUAUGGACCAGUUUUCCAGAUCUACUUUGGACUGAAGAAGGUGGUGGUCCUGGCAGGUUACAGGACAGUCAAACAGGCUCUGGUCAACCAUGCUGAGGUGUUUGGAAACAGAGAAAUCACUCCACUUUUCUACGAUGUCAACCAAGGACACGGCAUAAUAUUUGCCAAUGGAGACUCGUGGAAAGAAAUGAGGCGUUUUGCUGUGACAACACUUGGGAUGGGCAAGAGGAUGAGUGAAGAGAAAAUUAUUGAGGAAUGUCGCUGCCUGAUCGAGGAAUUUGAAAAGUUUGAUGGUAAACCCUUCGACAACACCAACGUGAUUAAUUAUGCUGCAUCAAAUAUUAUAUCAGCUCGGAUUUUUGGGAAGAGAUUUGAAUACCAAGAUCCUGUAUUCCAAGCUAUGGUGGAAAGAACUAAUGAGAAUAUUCACCUGACUGGAUCAGCUUCCAUCCAGAUAUACAACUUAUUUCCUUUCCUGGGCCCCUUCCUUAAAGUCAGGAGCAAUUUGAUGAAAAAUGUGGAAGAUAGCCUGAGGGAUGUACGGAAGAUUAUCGCAGAUCUGAAGGAGACACUGGAGCCUGAGAUAUGCAGAGGCUUUGUAGAUGCAUUUCUCAUCCGUAAGCAAAGUCUGGAGUCCUCAUGUUCAGUCUCACUUCUUGGGGUCUUUGUUAGUCUGCUGGUCUUCUACCUUGUUUACUCCAGCUUCAGUUCCCCUGAAAGAAAUGCCCCCCCAGGACCCAGACCUCUCCCUCUGCUGGGGAACCUGCUCCAGCUGGACCUGAAGAGGCUCGACCAAAGUCUUUUUCAUGUGAGGAUUGCAUAGUUAACUUUUAACUUUUAUCUAUUAAACUUAAUACUUUGUUUUAUGCAAACUUCAUACAGCUGUCAGCUUACUUUUUUCUGCAUUAUUUUUUUUUAGCUGUCCAAAAAAUAUGGACCAGUUUUCCAGAUCUACUUUGGACUGAAGAAGGUGGUGGUCCUGGCAGGUUACAGGACAGUCAAACAGGCUCUGGUGAACCAUGCUGAGGAGUUUGGAAACAGAGAAAUCACUCCAGUUUUCUAUGAUUUCAACCAAGAACAUGGCAUACUAUUUGCCAACGGAGACUCGUGGAGAGAAAUUAGGCGUUUUGCUGUGACAACACUUAGAGACUUUGGAAUGGGCAAGAGGAUGAGUGAAGAGAAAAUUAUUGAGGAAUGUUGCUGCCUGAUCGAGGAAUUUGAGAAAUUUGAAGGUAAACCCUUCGACAACACCAAGGCGAUUAAUUAUGCUGCAUCAAAUAUUAUAUCAGCUCUGAUGUUUGGGAAGAGAUUUGAAUACCAAGAUCCUGUAUUCCAAGCUAUGGUGGAAAGAGAUAAUGAGACUAUUCACCUGACUGGAUCAGCUUCCAUCCAGAUAUACAACUUAUUUCCUUGCCUGGGCCCCUUCCUUAAAGUCAGGAGCAAUUUGAUGAAAAAUGUGGAAGAUGGCAAGAGGGAUCUACGGAAGAUUAUCGCAGAUCUGAAGGAGACACUGGAGCCUGAGAUAUGCAGAGGCUUUGUAGAUGCAUUUCUCAUCCGUAAGCAAAGUCUGGAGGAGGGUGAAAUCACCAGUUCAUACUACCAUGAUGACAAUCUGCUCUACAGUGUACUGAAUUUGUUUGCAGCUGGAACCGACACCACCGCGACCACACUGAAGUGGUGUUUGCUCUUCAUGGCCAGACACCCAGAGGUUCAAGACCGGGUUGUGGAGGAGUUGAACAGGGUGGUUGGAAGUCGUCAGGUUAGAAUAGAGGACAGAAAGAACCUGCCAUACACUGAUGCCGUUAUCCAUGAGUCACAAAGACUCGCCAACAUUGCCCCAAUGGCCAUUCCUCACAAAACAAGCAAAGAUGUGACCUUUCAGGGCUACUUCAUCAAAGAGGGAACUACUAUCAUCCCACUUCUUACAUCAGUCCUGUAUGAUGAGAGUGAAUGGGAGAACCCUCAUACUUUCAACCCUUCUCAUUUCCUUGAUGAGGAGGGUAAAUUUAUCAGGAGAGACGCCUUGAUGCCCUUUUCUGCAGGUCGCAGGGUUUGCCUCGGAGAAGGUCUGGCCAGAAUGGAGCUCUUUCUUUUCUUCACUUCUCUCCUUCAGCACUUCCGUUUCACCCCCCCACCUGGAGUUUCAGAAGAUGAACUGGAUCUGUCACCUGUUGUGGGCUUCACCCUCUCUCCUCUGCCUCAGAAUCUGUGCGCUGUCAGAUGUCACUGA